This is a messenger RNA of Periconia digitata, 2797 nucleotides long. The record is from the annotation of a GenBank genome assembly. Lineage: Eukaryota; Fungi; Ascomycota; Dothideomycetes; Pleosporales; Periconiaceae.
CGAUGUCGAAGCUGUUUGGUCCUGUAUUCCUUGCUGCGACUGUUAAACAAACACGCAAUAUUAAAGCAGCUUAAAUUGUGGGAGGAAGAAUUUCAAUCGUGCUGUGUUGUUAACCUAGGUCAGACACAUCACUCCGCACAACCCUCCGCCGCUUUGGCAAUAGCGCAGAGACUAGCUCACAACUGUGCUCUUCCUUCCUCUGCUGCACUCUCCCCAUUCACCCUCCACAACUAUCUAGGUGUAUCUCUGCCACCUUUCAGUCUAAAUGUCAUUCCCAGCUUCUCAGCCUCUACGGCUGGACCCUCCAUCCAAGAUUGCGAUCCCACGGCUUGCGAGACGGCCAGACGACGACAAAACGCCUGGUCAGCGCAGAUCCAGCAGGACACCCAGGGCUUCCAUAGCAUGCACAGGCUGUCGAACUCGCAAAAUAAGAUGCAAUGGAGCGCAGCCACGAUGCCAGAACUGUUUAGCAACCGGUCAGGUUUGCUUUUACACGCAGGGUCGCAGAGAUCGUCUCAAAAUAUCCACCGAGCAGAAUCAGUGUAUGAUUGCAAUGCUGGAGUAUUUGAAAGGCCGUGUUACAGAGCGCGAUAGACAGCUGAUAAGCGACCUGCUGGCGCAAGUCGUAGACGAUGUUUCGGAGGCCGCUUCGUCAUUGAACCUCUCGCACUCCUCCCACGAUGAUACCCAAAACGAAGCCAGUACAUCUGCUGAAGUGGGCUCUAAUGGAGAUAUGGACAUUUUGGAAGAGGACGUCCUGCAAACAGAAACGAGCCGAGCAACUGGAUUUGUCGGAAAGAGCUCGGAGGUGCGAUGGCUGAGGCGUUUGCAACAAGACACCGAGCGUCCUGAUGAUGCCGCGUCUCAUCUAGAAGGUCCCUACGGGCCUCCUGGAGAUAACACAGAAGCUGCUGUCCAGCGCACGGAGGUGUGGGUACAGCGCCAACGGCAAGACUCAAGCGUUCGAGCGCAAACUAUUGCGUCGACUUUCUAUCUAGAUGGCAAUGAUACAGAGGUCAACCGCACGGUCAACCCAUUCGAACUGCCACCUCGUGAAACGGCGCAGAGGCUUCUGGACGGAUACUUCGCUACGGUUCAAGAUUCGUUUCCCGUACUUUCGGAGAUAGUUUUCAAACGUCAAUUUGAGCAACAUUACACCUCCGUAUUGCGGGGAAUACCUUCUACUGUAUCGCAUGAAUGGCUUACAAUACUAAACCUCGUUUUUGCUAUCGGGGCAAGGUACUCGCAGCUAACAUAUGCAGACGUGCAAACAAAUGGUCGGGACCACCAUAUUUACUGGUCUCGCGCGUAUGUAUUGGGUCUAGAUGGAUAUUCUUUGGUUGCUCAUCCAGAUCUAAUGCAGAUCCAAAUCACAGCUCUUGUUGCGUUUUACUUCCUCUGCAUUGGGCAUGUAAAUAGGGCCUGGGUUAUUGUAGGCUCCUCUCUCCGUUAUGCACAUGCGCUUGGACUGCACGUACGAAACGAGGACAAAACGGUUACCAUGUCCGAAAAAGAAAUACUGUUGAGGAUGUGGUGGAGCCUAUACUCCAUCGACAGAACCAUCAGUACUAUAGUCGGCCGGCCAAGCUUCGUAAUCAAAGAAUAUUGCUCGGUGCCAUUGCCACUACCGUUGACGACGGAGCAGUUAUUAGACGAAGACUUGACUAAUCAGAUCCACGAGCGAUACGGAGGGCCCAGGUCUUGGUAUGACACUUCUCGCGCAGCUUCGGCAACCGGCGAGCCUUCCAAUGUAGGCUCAUUCUUGAAGGCCAAUGUACAGAUUGGCCUGAUUACCCAGGACGCUAUGGCUGAACUGUACUCGGCCAAGGUAGUCGCAAAGUCCUGGAAACAGGCGCAGCAGGCAAUAACCGACUUAUGUGAACAACUGGAAGCAUGGUUAUCCUCUCUACCAUCCAGUCUCAACUUUUCCCAGCCCAGCUCUAGUACCAGCCUCCAACGGGAAAGGUUAGUGCUGCAAAUGCAGUAUAUGGGAACCAAAAUCCUGAUCACUCGGCCUUGUCUGUGUAGGCUGGAUAAACGCAUGCCAAACCAGUCGAAGUCUUCAGACCACUUCAACAAGCACUCUGCCCAGAUCUGCGUCGAUGCUGCAGUGGCAGUGGCAGGCCUUUUACCGGGAGAAGUCGAUGUGACCUACCUGUACAAAUCCGGGCCAUGGUGGUCUAUAGUACAUAAUCUUAUGCAAGCUCUCGUAGUGUUGCUGCUGGAGAUGUCUUAUGGUGCUGUUCAUUUCACCCACGGAAGCAGGCAGAUCUCGACGCCCAUCAAGAAGCUACUUGAUUGGUUGAGAACGAUGUCAAAUGACAACGACACAGCAAAACGAGCCUACGACAUGGCCUUUGCAGUAUUGCAAAGGCUAGCAUCAAAGUUCAACGUAGAUAUAUCCGAACUUUUACGGGAGGACACCGCUCAAACUAGGCAUCCAGCUGCGUUCCAUUUGAACCAGCAACCUGCAGUCGGCCCCCACGGACAGGAAGACUCAGUCCCGCCUACAGAACAGGCCCAAGCAUUGGGAGAACAGGGGAUGUAUGCUAGUGAUUUCUAUGUAAACCAGCCUGGCUACGCAUCGAUGUUCGGAGUUCCGGCAGUACAGCCCCAGAACAGCUCAUGGAUGGUGGGGCCGACAGAUGCCGGAGGAGCAUUACUCCCAGAUGUUUCUCAGGCUGAUGCAAUGUUUGGCAAUCCCUUCGUGACUAGUUACGACGAGGAGAAUCCUGUUACAUUUGACGAAGAUCUCUUUGGGAUGUAUGCCGUUAGUCCUAGGUUUCGCUAUCAGUAA